Messenger RNA from Vigna radiata var. radiata (mung bean), 649 nucleotides. RefSeq lists its product as uncharacterized. Lineage: Eukaryota; Viridiplantae; Streptophyta; Magnoliopsida; Fabales; Fabaceae. Bases 41 to 649 code for a protein of 202 amino acids. The transcript is spliced from 3 exons. The record is from RefSeq and is a predicted model, not a curated record.
UAUGUAUUUUCUAUUUCAUAUACACUAAUAAGUCUAAAUUAUGUUACAGGCACAAGCUCUUGGACGGGCCGUCCAUGUUGACGAGGUCUUUGCACAGACCCAUGUUCGGAAGGGCANUAAUGAAUUCGUUGAUGAAAGAUCUCGCAAGACUCAUGAAGAAUUUUCUACGAGACUUUCACAAGUUAGAUCCGAACAUGGGUCAGCUCCUACACCGGAUGAUGCGAGUAAUGCAGAUGACGACAUCCGUAGGACACAAUGUUGGGUCGAUGUCGUUGGUGGGAAGAAAAAGGGACGAGUCUAUGGUGCAGGACAACUUGCUGCAAACUAUACAGCAUCGAGAGGAGGUACACCGAAGCACCAACCUUCUUCUUCUUCCACCCCUUCUGCUGACGAGGCCAUCCAUCGCUUGACACAGCUAUUAGAGCAACGUGACCAGGAAAACCGUGCUUUGAGAGAAGAAUACACUCACUUGAGAGAUGAGUUUUCAAGCUUCAAGUCCCUGGUCAUGAGAGUGUUGCCUCAAACUUCAGAGCCUCCUUCCACUGUCCCUCCGACCCAGCCACUACCCUCCCCGUCACCCGCCGUCCCUCAUCAGUACUUGUGGUUGGACAAGAAAAACAAAUACAACUCAAAUUUUCCCUGCACCUAA